UGAUAAAGUCUAUGUAUAUUUAAAGAAAGAUACGCAUUGAAGAAAAGCUAUAACACCAAAAGAACAUUUAGCAGUUUGCUUAAGGUAUUUAGCGACGGGAGAUUCUUUACAUACAAUAUCUUUCAGUUACCGUUUGGGACAUAGCACAGUACAACAAAUUGUAAACGAUACUUGUAGGAUUAUAUGUGAUGUUUUGUUGGCUGAAAUGAUGCCAAAUCCUACAGAAGAUAUGUGGAAAUCUAUUGCUAAUGACUACAAUACAAUUUGGAACUUCCCGAAUUGCGUAGGUGCGUUGGAUGGCAAACAUAUUAACAUUCAAGCUCCUCCAAAUAGUGGGUCGAUGUACUUUAAUUAUAAGAAGAUGUUCUCAGUCGUCUUGAUGGCCCUCGUUGAUGCUAAGUACAAUUUUAUUGCUGUCGAUGUUGGCACAUACGACAAAAGUAGCGAUGGUGAAAUUUUCACACAUUGUAAUUUAGGUAAAGCUCUUGAGCGAGACAAACUACAAAUACCACAAAGUGCAAAGUUACCUAACACAUCUACUGAAGUUCCAUACGUAAUUGUAGGGGACGAAACAUUCCCCUUAAAAACAUAUUUAAUGCGACCAUACCCACGACAAUAUUUGGAUGUUUCUAAACGUAUUUUUAAUUACCGUUUAAGCCGUGCUAGGAGAGUGGUUGAAAAUACAUUUGGAAUAUUAUCUCAGAAAUUUAGAAUUUACAAUAGGAGGAUUCAAGCAAUCCCAAAAAAUAUAGAUAACAUAAUACAUGCCACCUGUAUAUUGCAUAAUUUUAUUAAAAAAUAUGAUACUAACACCUACAGUUACGAAAGGAAUGAAAGUAACAUUGAUGGACCAAAUGAUAAAGUACUGGAAAACUUACCUAUGCAAGGUGGUAAUGCUACAAAGGAUGCAUUUCAUGUAAGAGAAAAAUUUAAGGAUUAUUUCAAUUCAGAGUUUGGAUCUGUUUCGUGGCAAGAUGGGAUAAUUUAGAAUUAACUAUAUGGAUUUUAAUUACUUUAGAA
This is a messenger RNA of Sipha flava (yellow sugarcane aphid), 1020 nucleotides long. Its product is annotated as protein ALP1-like. The record is from RefSeq and is a predicted model, not a curated record. The coding region runs from base 206 to 988 and encodes 260 amino acids. NCBI's taxonomy places the organism in Eukaryota, Metazoa, Arthropoda, Insecta, Hemiptera, Aphididae. The transcript is spliced from 2 exons.